Petromyzon marinus (sea lamprey) is the source of this 5135-nucleotide messenger RNA. The record is from RefSeq and is a predicted model, not a curated record. NCBI's taxonomy places the organism in Eukaryota, Metazoa, Chordata, Hyperoartia, Petromyzontiformes, Petromyzontidae.
GUGCUGCUGCUGCAGGAGCCAUCUCCCUGCUGACGGACAUGGUGAACCGGCCCUCAUACAAGAACUUCACGGCACUGGAGAACAUCCUGUACUCGUCCACGGGGCUGGUGAAGACUCUCACCAUGGUCUCCAUCACGGCCGGCAUCCGCAGGAAGACGCUGCAGCCUGGAGCCGAGCUGGAUGAAGAGGCGCUGCAGGAACUCCUCCCCGAGCUGAAAAAGAAGCUGAAGGUGGAGACUGAGAAACGAGACUACACGCUCGAGUGGGGAGACAUCGCCGUCCACCCCACGCGUCGCUCCAUGCAAAAGUGGCCCAAGGCCAGGGACGGCCUAAUCUACGUCCCCUACAAAGUGUCCGUCGCCUUCUAUGACGGCGAUGUCAAGAAGAUCGAGGAGGCGGCGGUGGAGUUUGAGAAGAAAACAAGCGUCCGGUUCAUCCCUCGCUCCGACGAGACCGACUACAUCUACAUCCACGCGUGGGAGGGGAAUUGGUCGUUCCUGGGCCGUCAGGGCGGGGACCAGGCGAUGUCCCUGGAGCCCGGCAAGGUGACCAAGGGCGUCGUUCUGCACGAGUUGAUGCACGCGCUCGGCUUCCACCACGAGCACUGCCGUAGCGACCGCGACGACCACGUCUUGGUGCUGUGUGAAAACGUCAAGCCCGAAUGGAAGGAUGCAAUUGAGAAAAAGACGUCGCAUGAGCACAAUCUAACAACCCCGUACGACUACAGCUCCAUCACUCACUACGGCAUGACCGCGGGCUCAAAAGACGAGCACAUCCCGACCAUGGUGCCCAGGAACAGGAGCACCAUGCGUCACUUUGGAGGUGGCCACACCCUGAGUGAGGGCGACGUGGAGAAGAUCAAGAAGAUGUUCGACUGCGAGCCUGCAACAUGGGGACCCAGCAACGUUGCUCCAGCGCGGACUCGCCCAGCCACGGGUGCCAGCACGGCGCACAGGGAUGCAGGGACAUCUCUAGAGCGCUCCACAAUUGAGAGCCUGGUCGGUGUCUGGAAUAAGUCCAAUUUGAAAGAUAUUGGAGACAAGUUGAAAGACCCUCCCAUUAAAUGUGGGGGAGUCAAAGACAAUUUCUCUUCACAACAAGUGAGCCACUGGCCCAAGCACAGCGAUGGCAAUGCGUACAUCCCCUACAAGGUCUCCACCGCCUUCUAUGACUAUGACGUUGAAGCCAUCACGAGCGCGGUGCAAGAAUUUGAGAAGAAAACCUGUGUCAGGUUCUACCCUGUUGGCUCUGAAGGAGACUUCAUUCAUAUCCAGGCCUUGGACGGGCAUCCCAGCAAGAACUGGUCAUUCCUGGGCCGUCAGGGCGGGGACCAGGCGCUGUCCCUGGAGCCCGGCAAGGUGACCAAGGGCACGGUUCUGCACGAGUUGAUGCACGCGCUCGGCUUCCACCACGAGCACUGCCGCAGCGACCGGGGCCAGCACGUCUUCGUUCUGAGUGAUAACGUCAAAGAUGAAUGGAAGCGAGACAUCGUGCACAUGAAAUCCACUGCCCAGGACCUGGCAGCGCCUUACGACUGCAACUCCAUCAUGCACUACAGCAUGACGGCGGGCUCGGUGGACGAGCGCAACCCGACCAUCAUCCCCAAGAACCCGCUCCUCAUGCUGCACAUGGGGCACGGCAACGCCCUGAGCCCCUGUGACGUGGUUAAGGUGCAGAAGUUGUAUGGCCAUGACGCUGAGCUCCCGGCCCCAGAGACAAAAGCUUCCCUGGCUGGCACUGGGCAGGAGGGCGCUGGAGGCAGAACCGAGCCCUUGGACAACCUGAUUGGUGCCUGGAGAAAGAAGACGGAGCAAGAAUUCAAGGAGGAAAAGGAAAAGAAAGAGAUGGACCUAAAGUCAAAAGCAGAUAUGAUUAAAAACAUAAUUGAAGAGGUGAAACGCCAGUCCAGCUUCGACGAGUCUACAAUCACAGCCCUGCAGUGCCUGCUUGACAUCCUGACAGCCAAGUGCUCCGAGGAGGAGGAGGCUGCCCUGCACCUGGCUUUCAAGGAGCAUGGAGGCGGACAUCUGCUCGUCCGCAUCAUGGAUGCGCCCAAGCAAAAAGAGGUGCGCACCGCACUGCUGGACAUGCUGUCAAAGGUCUCCAACGCCAUGUCAAUGCACACUGGAGGAAAAAAUUUAGGAGAAGAUGGCAUGAGAACAGGCGACAUUGCUGGAGAUCUCUCACAGAAAGUCGUGGAUUGGCCCAAACAACCGGACGGCAAAGUUCGCAUCCCCUACAACAUCUCCAUCGCUUUCCCUGCCAAGGACCGGGAUGUGAUCGAGCAAGCCAUCCUGGAGUUUAACGAGAAGACCUGCGUGCGCUUCAUUCCAAGGAAGCGCGCCGACGACUACAUCAACUUCCAGGCAUUGGGCGGGAGCUGGUCGUUCCUGGGCAAGAAGGGAGGGGCCCAGUCCGUGUCCCUGGAGCCUGGGAAGGUGGAGAAGGGCACGGUUCUGCACGAGCUCAUGCACGCGCUCGGCUUCCACCACGAGCACUGCCGGCACGACCGUGACCAGCACGUCCACAUCAAAGAGGACAACAUCAAGGAGGUUGAUCUGUGCCAGUUCAGCCGCAUGGAAGACAGCAACAGUGACUAUGGGUUGCCCUAUGACUACAUCUCCAUCACCCACUACAGCAGGUACGCAGCGUCGCUGGAUGGCGUCAGCCCAACCAUCGUUCCUGCCAGGGAAGGGAAGACUCCCGUGGGCCAGCGCAGCUUCCUCAGCCCCCUCGAUGUCCUCAAAGUGCACCGCAAGUACCAUGGGCCCUCCACAGCUGCUGAUGGAUCCGAUGAGGAUGUGGAAAAAGCCGUUCGAGAGACGGCCGCACUCAUGGAGACGGUGGAGGAGCUGCCUUCAGAGCUUUUGGAAGCCCUGGGCAAAGAAUCACAAGAAACAGAAAUGAAGAACAAAAUGAAUGAAAUGGCACGAGUUGUGAAUGACUUGCGAAAGCGAUCCAGCUUUGACGACUCUGCAGUGCACAUCUUGACCAGUCUGCAUGAGACACUGACAAUUGCAAAUUUAAACGUGGAGGAGAGAGUUGCCCUAAAGACAUUCUUUGUCAAGGCUGGUGGCCCAGAGCUGUUUGAGAAGAUCAGGAAGUCUCCAUGCUCGGACGGCUCGCAGUUUUCCCUGCACACGGUGACAAAGCUCAUUCUGGAGAUCAUGACCAUGGCAGCUGCAGAGCAGGGCCUGGAUAUGAAGAAACUGGAGCCAGUGAGGGAGAUAGUUCGAGACCUGAAGAAGCUGUCCAGAUUUGACUACUCUACAGUGCAGACUCUGAACAGACUGAUUGAGAUGAUGACAUUUGACAGCACAAAGAGUGAAAAGAUCGCCAUGAAAACAAUCUUUGUGCUGGAUGGUGGCGCAGAACUUCUCAAGAAGAUGCAGGAGUCUCCCUCCCCAGACGACUCAGAGGCACCAAUCCAGAUGGUGACUGAGCUCUUGUUUGAGCUACUGAUGAGCUUCACAAAAGAAAUCGAUUCAGAAUGGGAUGAAGGUGCGAUUGAGCCCAUUAUAAAACUCGUAACUCAUCUGAAGAAGGAAUACUGCUUUGAGCGCAAGACAGUUGAAGUGCUCAAAACCCUUCCUGCCAUCAUGAACUUGGAGCUUCCCAUUGAGGUUAAAAUGAACAUAAAAGCAGCCUUCCUGCGGGCAGGAGGUGCUGAUCUGUUCAAGUCUCUGCAGCAGUUUCCUCCUCCAGGCAGCUUGGGAAUCAAGCUGCAGGAAGCCAUGGCAGAUAUUUUGACAAUGAUGAUGAAUUUCUCUGCAAAGGAGACUCCAGCUCUAGCAGACAUGUGCGAUGACCUUGACGGCCUCCUCGACUUCAAAGAUCUCGCGGUGGCAGCCGAUUCCCACCCUCCAAAACUCAAGCAGAAUGAUCCAGCAGGAGGAGCAGCUUCCAGUCCCCCAAAACGAAAGCAAGAUGACGACGACUUGGACAUGGAAACUGUUCUUGAGAUCAUAAAGGCUAUGGAGGAAAACUGAACACCUUCUCUUGAAUAAGUUUAAGAUGGGUUGUUGUUGCAAUACAACAAUCAAUCACUGAAGACACCUGAUUUUAUUUCUCAUUAAAUUUUUUGAAACUUAAAUUUACAAAUUUUGGGAUACAUUAGAAGGUUAUGUUUACUCUGGUAGUUUUUAAGUUGAUUUUGGGGAAUUAUAAAAUUUAGACAUGGUAUUCAUAAAAAAAUACACUCAUAGUUUUAAGUCAUAUCUCUUUAAGUAGUAUAGAUUCUCAAGCCCACUCUACUCUGUAACAAUAUAGCUUACUAGUGAUGUCAUGGCCAUGUAACAAAGUCAGUAAACCACCACAAUGGAAGCCAUGUGAUGCACCUUGCGCCAAUGCACAAAUCAGCAACUUUUCUCAAUCAUUGCUGCUUUGCAGGAAAAUGCAACAACCUUAUCGAGUCAUAAUGCACAUAUACAGUUAUCUCAAUUAUCGGUGAGGUGAUUAUCCAGGAUGCCUUUAACCAUGUUUUCUCCAUGAUCACACACAUGCAGGAAAGCCUUUUACAAAAAAAUAUGGACGACACAUUGUGUCAUCGCCCCUACUCUCCAAAGAUUGUAGAGCUUAAUUCGCAUCCGUGAUGAAAAAUGUUUUUUUAUUAUUAUUAUCUGGCCACCCCCCUGCCCUUCAAUAUCCCGCAUAAUCAUGAGUUGACUAUAUAUUACAUUUGCAGGGGGAUAAUUACAUUUUGAAUAUAUUAUUAUGAUUAAGUUGCUAUUUCUACUUAAAUUUCAUUGUCAGAUUUCAAAGGAUACUAAAACAGAGCACUUGUUUUAUUAUGCAGCCCAGUUUUAAAUGCUGGAAUCGCUAUUCUUCUGGCUUUAUACAUAUAUACCCUACUCAUGGCUCAACAGUAUAGCAAUGAGACAAUAAUUAGCAUGUUAACUCUGUAUCAUGAUUCGUUUAUGUGGUUUAUGUUAUCUGUAGAGUGGCUUAUAUUAUCCAUUUAUGUUAUCCAUAACAUUUACGUUUUUGUUGCAUCUACUCAGAAAUCAUGUAGAGCAGUUCUAAUAGCAUUGAUAAUAAAUGAGAAAUAGAAGUAAACGCUUAAAAUUCUCACAAUAAUACAGCUUGUACUGUUGGUGUAAUUACAAUUAUUUCAAUAAAGCUUGGUGUGAAAUGUG